Messenger RNA from Plectropomus leopardus (leopard coralgrouper), 1614 nucleotides. It is a transcript of the gene sox8a, whose product is annotated as SRY-box transcription factor 8a. Gene Ontology annotation, cellular component: nucleus. The record is from RefSeq and is a predicted model, not a curated record. Gene Ontology annotation, biological process: negative regulation of transcription by RNA polymerase II; neural crest cell development; morphogenesis of an epithelium. NCBI's taxonomy places the organism in Eukaryota, Metazoa, Chordata, Actinopteri, Perciformes, Serranidae. Gene Ontology annotation, molecular function: RNA polymerase II cis-regulatory region sequence-specific DNA binding; DNA-binding transcription factor activity, RNA polymerase II-specific.
UCUGUUGAGAAAAACUUGAAAAGGAAUAGUUCAAGACGAGAAAUUUGGGAUUUUACCUGAUUUCGGGGUGAAACAGUCUUCUUACAGAGCCGUGCGUAUUUAUGCACUUGGAGAAUCCUUCCGGAACCGAGACAUAUAGCAACAUUUUACCAAGAAUGACAGAAGAGAACAAGUCUAUGACAGACCAUCCGCGCAGUCCAGCAGGCAGCGACAGUUCCGUGUCCCAGCAUGGAUCGGAUUCAGAGUCCCCGGCCUCUCCAGCGGGCUCCGACGCACAGGAGGCGGCAGCGCGCCCGCCAGGGAUUACGCACAAACAGGAGGGCAGCGAGGAGGCUGAGCGCUUCCCCGCUUGCAUCCGCGAAGCGGUGUCUCAAGUGCUGAAAGGUUAUGACUGGUCGCUGGUACCGAUGCCCUCUCAGGGGGAGAGAGGCCUUAAGAGCAAACCUCACGUGAAGCGGCCGAUGAACGCGUUCAUGGUUUGGGCGCAGGCAGCGCGGAGAAAGCUGGCGGACCAGUAUCCUCAUCUGCACAACGCUGAGCUCAGCAAGACGCUGGGCAAACUGUGGCGACUCCUCUCUGAAACAGAGAAGCGUCCCUUCGUCGAAGAGGCCGAGAGGUUGAGGAUGCAGCACAAGAAGGACUAUCCAGACUACAAGUACCAGCCUCGGAGACGCAAGAGCGCCAAACCGGGACAGGAUGACUGUAGACCUGGACUGGUCCAGCAGCAGCAUCAGCAGGGCUUGUAUAAGUGUGAACCAGGGGUGGUGCGGCUGCCUGGCAACGGGGAAGUGCACCAUCAUUACCAUCUAGACAGAACAGGUCAGUCUCACGGACCUCCAACACCUCCGACUACCCCUAAAACUGACCUCCACAUGGGGAGCAAACAUGAGAGCCAGCGGCUUGUGGACAGCAGCACCGGUUCACUUCCUCCUACCAGCCGUCAGAACAUUGACUUCAGCAAUGUGGACAUCUCAGAGCUCAGCACUGACGUCAUCAGCACCAUUGACGGAUUCGACGUCCACGAGUUCGACCAGUACCUCCCUCCCAGCAGCCAUGGCUCCACUCUUCUUACUCCACCAGAUAGCAGCCACGGACACAACAACCCUCCUGGAUCCUUCGUCCUGCCCAGCAUCCACUCGCACCCCCACAACGUCCCUACGUGGACACCCAAAAACAUGACUGGAGUGCCACCAUCCUCCUCCAGUCGAGAUGGGUUCCACGAGGACACCAGCCAAAAACCUCAGAUUAAAACUGAGCAGAUGAGCCCACGUCACUCCUCGUCCACUCCUCCACUGCCACAACCUGAGUACACCUCCCUCAGUUCCUCCACUUCCUCCUCAUCCUCCGCCAACCAGUCUGACUACACUGACCUCCAAAGCUCCAGUUUCUACAGUGCCUUCUCCGGCUACCCUGCCAGUCUGUAUCAGUACCCGUACUUUCACUCCUCUCGCAGGCCUUACGCUACACCUCUUAUCAACAGCCUGGCUUUGGCACCUCCUCCACACAGUCCUCCCUCCAGCUGGGAGCAGCCGAUCUACACAACACUCAGCAGGCCUUGAAGAGGAGAAAAGUUUGGUCUUAUGGACAAAAAACUUAAACUCAGAUUGCCUCAGA